UAUAAGGACAGAUUGUGUAAUAUCUGUAUUUUCCUGUAGAGAGAGAGAAAUAUUUUGGAGAGAGAGAGGAAAGAACUUGUUGAAACUCGGCAACACUGCCAAAACCAUCAAACGCCGAUACAAACCUACAAUAACUCCCCUUCUAUUUCCUGUUGAUUUCUGGCAAACAUUAUCUUUGAAGCAAAUUCCACAAGUUUUAUAUUGGGGAUUUUUUCCAGAUCCUUUAAUUAUACAUGUAAAUUCCAGUGAAUGAAUUUCGAUUUAUCCACUCCGCGCUCCCUAAUUCCAAUCCAAUUUCCCCUAUUAAUCAAUUAAUCUCCAGACAGUAAUAGAGGCAAACAAUUCCUAUUUCCCGAAUUUGGCUUAAUUUUUUAUCGCGUGAGCUUUGCCCGAUUUCAAUAAUUGCUCGGAAAAUUAAUGCUUGAUCGACCGGCGGCAACUCGUCGAUGAGAAAUCGGAGAGAGCGAACUCUCCAAGACCUAUGCGAUGUCACUCCCACUCUAUAUCAGCCGCAGAUUACCCCCGUAUUGAGAGGAAACAUUAGGAUGCAAGGACCAAGUGAUGAAGCAAAUUGUGACUCACUAACCAAUAUGGUGACAUCUGAAAAUAGCAGCCAUUGCUCCGGUAGAAGCUCAAAGGACUAUCGAGGGAAGUCUGGGACAUGUAAUGUGUGUUCUGCUCCUUGCUCGUCCUGCUUUCAUGUUAAUAAGGCUCUACUAAAAUCAAACAAUGAGCGUGGUGGAGAAACCUGUACUGGGAAUACUGAAACUGGGCAACUAAGCAUACUGAGCACUGUUGGAGGCAUGGAUUCAACUGCUGAUUCUUUUUCUGGAAAUGCAGCAGGCAAGGCUUCCUCAAGGACUUCCAAUGCAUCCAAUGAUAGUAUGGUGCACUCAAAGUGCGACGGUCGGAGAUCUCCUGAAGGGCAUGAUGAUUGCUUGUCAUGUGUCAGUGGAACUGAUGAACAGUUGAAUAGAAAAUCUGAUACGGAGGAUAGUGGGAAUAAGUGUAAUAAGCAGAACACUGAAGAAAUUUCUAGGAAGAUGUCACCUAGUAGCUCACAAACUGGGACAUAUUCACAAAAUUCAGGCACAGUAGGAAUUUCUCUUACAAAAAGCACUGAUGAUGCUGCUGACUUACAGAAGGCUCAGAAUACCUCUGAAGCUUCUAAUGGCAAGAACCUACCACAUGAAGAAAGCCCAAUGAAUGUAAAUAAUGAUAAGCCUUCAGUUACUAAUGUUGAGAUUUUGAAGGGUUCAAUUGAGCAUUUAAAUUCAUCAUCACCUAAUGAUGCCUCUGACGAUGUUUGUGGCGAUCCUCCCAAAACGGAUCUGAAUUCCACUGAGAAGAAUGAUGACAUGGAGAUUGAACUUCAUCCUGCUGAUGAGAGUGACGACUCAGAUAUGGUGGAACAAGAUGUAAAAGUCUGUGAUAUCUGUGGGGAUGCAGGGAGGGAGGAUUUGCUUGCUAUAUGUUCUCGGUGCAGUGAUGGAGCAGAACACACAUACUGCAUGCGGGAAAUGCUGGAGAAAGUCCCUGAAGGGGAAUGGCUUUGUGAAGAAUGCAAGACAUUGGAGCUGGUAGGAAACGGAAAGCAAGAAAAGAUUGGAAGUAUGGAUGAAAAUGAGAAAAAUAAUUCAUCCGGCCGAGGAAGUGAAAAUUUAAACAACUCUGAUGCUGAGGGACACAGAACAAAAAGUUCUACAAAAAAUCCUUCUAAAAGGCUUAGAGAUGAUGAAGAUGCCGAAGUUUCUUCUAUUGCAAAAAAGCCUGCCCUUGAGUCGACAAUUGGGUCGCCAAAGACGUCCAAUUCCAAACUAGCUGUUCUUUCUCGCGAGAGUUCUUUAAAGAGCUUAGAUAAAGGAAGACUGUGGUCUUCAAAUCGUUCUAAUUUAGACACACUCCCAGUUAAUGAUGCUACAGAAUUGGCAAAGCCUGCUUUAGAUGCACGAGGGCUCAAUUUACGAGGUAAUUUCUUGAAAUCUAAUUCUUUUAACUCUCUGAAUUCAAAACCAAAGGUCAAGCUCGUAGAUCAAGUUGUUAUUCAGAGGCAGAAAUCAGCUAAGGAACAUGGUUCUUUCCGUCUUAAGGAGGGUGUAGUCAGAUCUAUAGGCAAAUCUAUGUCAUUUAGAUCUACAAAUUCCAAUCGUUCUGAAUCAAAAAUAAAGAUGUUAUCGCCUAGACCGUCAAACAUCCAGGACCUAAAAAAUACAAAAGAGAGGAGUGCGUUUGAACGGCAGCGCUCAUUCAGAACGGAACAUCUAUCAAAUAAUUCGGCAAUGGGUGCUUCCAUGAGUUUGACAUCACGAAUUGAUAAAAGACCAUCAUCCAGGGCUGAAUCAUCUUCACUUGCCUCCCCUACCAAUCACCAGGAGGUGAAACCAGUACAAACUGAUGGUAAAUCAGCAGCAUUAUCGAGGUCAUUGAGUCUUGCAUCUCGAAGGAAUGCAGAUUUACCCAGUACUACAGGUGAAUUUAAGAGACCAUCAAAACACGGCCAUAGUAUUCCUGUGCUUUCAUCAGCCAAUGGAGUUAAUAAUACUGAACAAAAACAUAAUCAGAUUAGCGUGAAGCAGGAUCCUGCCUCAUGUGGUGUUUCUGAAAAGUUGUCUGUUAGUGCUAGUGAAGGUGUAUCUGAUGGAUUAGUUCAGUCCAAGGAUUUAGCAAAUUCUGCUGACCGACCAAAGGAAUAUUCUGGAAGCCGUGUGGGCCCACCAUCUGUAAGGUCCUCAAGAGAUGAAAGUGACAACCUGAAAGCUGCAAUUGAAGCUGCUGUACUGAGGAAGCCAGGAGUCUAUAGGAAGCAUAGAGCUUCUGGCCAAUCUGAUGAGUCAUCCGUGCCAAUUGUGGCUUCUGUAGCUUCUAAUAUAGACCACAUGUCAAGUGCCAAAAGUAGAAAGUUAUCUUCUGAUGCGGAGCUAGCUGAGAGGCCUCCAGUAUCUUGGAAUUUUACUGCUGACCCUCUUAAAGAGGAAACUCUCAAUAGUGUAAAGCAGUCUUUGAUGGGUCGUGCAGAGGGUCUUUCUUCUGGAGUUCGAGAUGGUGUUCAUGUUGGCCUUUCCUCGCGAGAUGCACUCAGUAAUGUUCCAGCAGUAAUGCCUCUCUUGUUGAAAUCCAUAGCAAUCCCUGAGCAUGAAUAUAUUUGGCAAGGAAGUUUCGAGAUUUGGCGAAGUGGUCAAACACUUGAGUUGUGGGAUGGAAUUCAAGCUCAUCUAUCGACAUGUGCUUCACCUAAAGUUGUUGAAGCUGUAAAUAAAUUUAAUAAUAGAAUUGUACUCUAUGAAGUUCCUCGUGCAAGCACCUGGCCGGUUCAGUUUCAGGAAAAUGGUGUUGGAGAUGAUAACAUAGCCCUUUUCUUUUUUGCUAAAGACCUUCAUAGCCACGAGAAGAUUUACAAAGUUUUACUGGAUAAUAUGAUGAAGAAUGACCUUGCUCUUAAAGGAAAUAUUAACGGUGUUGAGCUCCUCAUAUUUCCUUCUAAUCAGCUUCCUGUUAACUUGCAACGGUGGAAUAUGUUGUUCUUCCUUUGGGGUGUUUUCAGAGGAAAGAAAGAACUUAGCCUGCGGCAAAUGCCUGAAUCCACAAUUGCACCUCGAGAUAUUCCCCCGCCAAUAAUGUCUUUGCCUGAGAAUAGAUGCUCGCUCAGGCCUAUCUCUGAGAAUGCAAGCCAAGAUGGACAUCCAGGGCUUAAAGUGCCUACUUCAGAAGAGUUACAGGGUUUAACUAGAGUUGUUAAAAGAGAUGUUACUAUGGAUAUACCUCCUUUGGAUCAGCUUGGACAUGGGCUAAAUUCUAGUUUGUCAUCUACAGUAAAAAGUGAUGGUGCAAAGCAAUGCGAAGAAGUGAGGGGUGCUUAUCAGGAAAGCGGCAUCAGUUCCAGUUGCAGUCCCCCUGUUGCCAUGACAAGUCCUGGUUCUGGAAGGGAGCAAAUGCUGAUGGAGCCGGACACUCCAGUUGGCAAUCCACAUUCACCACAUGAUUCCUGCAAAUCGGUGGCUGGUACCCCUAAGGAUGGCACGUGUGAAGGAGCUAUACUGGAGAAAACGUGUCAUCAAGAUGAGUUAAAGAUAAGAAUGGAUGCUAUAGAUCUAUCAAGAGAUGCAGAAAUGCCCAUGGACGAUGACAGGGGCAUUAAAGACCUAAACGUGGAGCCUGACAAAUGGCUCUUUAGCCAUAAAGAACCGAUGCUUCCUGGACCGUCGUCAUCUUUAGGGGAUCAUACUCUCUCUACUGGCACUGGUUAUGUGUCACCCAGAAAUCAUAAUAUGCACAAUGAAGCUGUCAGAACAAUUGAAAAAGUAAACCACAUUCCUACGGGCUCCUACGCACUGCAGAGCCAACAUGGUGAAGCUGGUGUUGGGACUGUCCCGAAAUACUAUGAACAUGGACAUGGUGAAAGGUACUUUUUCCCUGUGCAAUCACAGCCUGUGAAGGGCUCAACCUUAACCGAUGGAUCUAUGCCCUGGAAAAGGCAUCUGCUAGAUGAUGAUCGGCUGAGUGAUAAAGCACCGAAUCUAGAGCUUGCUUUAGGGGCAGAAAUAAAACCACUGACUUUGGGCAUUGAGCCGCUAUUGGUUAGUAAAAUAGACCAUAAAGUACACGAGGAACGUAUUCUCGAAGAGGCAAGGAAGAAGAAGAAGGCAGAGGAGGAUGUAUCGGCGUCCCUCUCCCUUUCUCUGUCUUUCCCCUUCCCGGAGAAGGAGGUGGAUGCUAGAAGUGAGCAGCAGCUCAUGUCUCAGAGGAAACAUGUGAAUACUUCUUCAAGGCUUCUCUUUGGAAAUUUGAGAGACAAUUAGAUAGUGUUGCGCUGAACUGGAAUCCAUAAUGUUGGUGCAGACAGGAUUAAUCUAUAAUUUUGUUAGGUAAUUUUCCUUCUCUUUAGUUUGCAACUCAAUAGUCCUAAACGGCUGGUUGUAUAUAUGUAGAGUAUAGUAGCCGUGACACUGUGUGAUAUGAAAUUUUUUCUCUCAGCAACUUGCUUUCUUCCAUUUUCA
Molecule: messenger RNA, 4994 nt
Organism: Salvia miltiorrhiza (redroot sage)
Lineage: Eukaryota; Viridiplantae; Streptophyta; Magnoliopsida; Lamiales; Lamiaceae
Exons: 12
Coding region: 447-4796 (1449 amino acids)
Source: RefSeq, a predicted model, not a curated record